AUGCUGCUGCUGCUCGCCAGCGCCCGCGGCUCGUCGAUGCUAGCAGCCCCGAUGCUGCUGCUGCUCGCCGGCGCCCGCGGCUCGUCGUAUUCCUACGCCUACGGCAAUUGCUCCUACGCGACCGAGAGCUGCCCCUACCGCGCGGAUGGGUAUUGCGACGCGCCGGAGUACUGCGACUGCGACGUCUGGGAUUGCGACCCCUGCGCCGCGCACCUGACCUGCGAGAGUUGCGUCGCCGACGACGGCUGCGUUUUCUGCGAAACGGAGCAAAUCUGCGCGUCCGAGGCGCCGCCACCGUCGUACUUCGCCGACGCGGGCAAGACCGUGUCCUGCCCGACGUACGCGACGACCUGCGAAACCGGCGUCGCCGCGGCGCCGGACCCCUACUACGAGGCCGAGGCCUGGUACCUCGAGAUGAUCAACGCGCCGGCGGCCUGGGCCAGCGCCUGGGCGCGCGGCGUCACCGGCGCGGGCGUCAGAAUUCAGGUCAACGACGACGGCGUCGACGAUGGCCACCCCGAUUUAGCUAAAGUCUCCGCCAGCGAAUCCUGCGCCAUCUCCGCGCCGGCGGACGCGGACUCGGAGCACGGCACGCACUGCGCGGCGCUCGCGGCCGCGUCGUCGAACGCCCACUGCGGCGUCGGCGUCGCGCCCGACGCGACGCUCGCGAGCUGCAACGUCUUCAACGGCAGCGCCGAGGUCGCCGACGACUCCUAUCUGUACGCGUUCGACAACGACGUCUCGAGCAACUCGUGGGGCAUCGACGCGUGCGUGCUCAGCGAGCAGUCCGCGGGCGCCGCGUGCCCCUUCGCCGCGGGCUCCGAGCCCUGCGCGGCCUGCGGGUCCGACGACUGGCGCGCGGGCGCUUUAGACGACGCCUGCGCGGACGCCGUCGUGAGCUACUGCGAGUCGUCCUUCGAGGACGCCGCGGACGCGUGCCUCGACUUCGACCGCUACUUCAUCGCGUGCGGCUACAACCAGCUCUCCGAGUCGGCCGCGGACGCGUUGAAGCGCGGCGCGCGCGACGGCCGGGGCGGCAGGGGCAUCGCGCGGCCCGGCGCGACGGGAGCGUUCGUCUACGUCUUCGCCGCGGGCAACGAGUACGGCUCGGGCGACGACGUCAACUACGAGGGCUACCUCAACUCGCGCUACACGAUCUCCGUCGGCGCCGUCGGCAAGCUCCAGAAGCACGCGUCCUACUCGUCGGUGGGCGCGCCCGUCACCAUCGCGGCGCCCGGCGGCGACGAGGAGUUCGUCCACAACAUGGUCACGGCGUUCCCGGUCGCAUCGGGCCGCGCGGACGACUGCGGCGACGCCACCGUGGGCACGUCCUUCGCGACGCCCCUGGUCGCCGGCGUCGUCGCGCUCAUGCUCGAGGCGAACCCGGAGCUAGGGUGGAGAGACGUCCAGGGCAUCUUCGCCAACACGUCGAAACAAGUCGACGCGGACGACGACGACUGGGCGACGAACGCCGCGGGCGUGACACACAGCUACAAGUACGGCUUCGGUCUCGUCGACGCGGACGCGGCCGUCGCGGCGGCCGGGGACUGGGACCCGUACCCGCGCGAGUUCGCGCGCGCGGUCAAGACGGCGGUCCGCGCGCCCAUUGUGGACUGCGCCAACGGCACGGAGACGUGGGUGUCGUCGGAGCUCGGCCCGGUCAACGCGUCGGCGACGGCCGUCGUCGAGCACGUCGCCGUCCUGCUCACCGUCGAGCACCCCUACCGCGGCGACCUGCGCGUCGAGCUCGAACGGAACGGCGUCACGUCGACGCUCGCCUGGGAGCGGCCCGAGGGCGGCAAGCGGUUCAGCGACUGGAAAUUCACGACGCUGCGCCACUGGGGCGAGAGGCUCGACGACGGCAACUUCACGCUCCGCGUGGCCGACAUGCGCGAGGGCAGCGGGCCCAACGGGACCAACGCGUCGUCGUCCUCGUACUACUACGGCGACGACUACGACGACGACGGCGACGACGACGGCGUCCUCGUGUCGUGGACGCUCGUCGUCUAUGGCCACGACUACGCGGCGUCCGCUCCGGCGCCGGUCGGCGACGACGACGACGACGACGAGGCGUCCGUCGUGAAGCUCGCGGUGAUAGUCGGUGUCGUGGUCCUUGUGCUCGUGGUGCUCGUCGCGGCGGCCGCCGCCGCGACGCGGCGCCGCGCGCCCGUCGAGCCCGCGCUCGGCGCGCAGACGGCCCAUCCGACGAAAGAUGCCGUGCAGAACCCCGUGACGACGCCCUAG
This is a messenger RNA of Aureococcus anophagefferens, 2244 nucleotides long. RefSeq lists its product as hypothetical. NCBI's taxonomy places the organism in Eukaryota, Pelagophyceae, Pelagomonadales, Pelagomonadaceae. The record is from RefSeq and is a predicted model, not a curated record. Gene Ontology annotation, molecular function: serine-type endopeptidase activity. Gene Ontology annotation, biological process: protein processing. Gene Ontology annotation, cellular component: membrane. The transcript is spliced from 3 exons. Bases 1 to 2244 code for a protein of 747 amino acids.